AUGCAGCGGAGGUGGAGACAGGAUUCCGAAAACGGGGGGUGGGGGGGUGGGGGUGGCCUUUCCGCGGCCCCUUCUGCACGCUCCUUCCCGACCAGGACACGCAAAGGGAGCACUUCGGGGCGGUCCCGGCCCUGCGCGGGGCACCCGGACACCCGCAGGUGCAGCGCAGUGAGGAACGGGGAGCAGCACGGGGUCCCCCCGGGAAAGGGGAGCCCGCGGCUGUGCAGGGCCAGGACCCCCGCGCCCCCAGCCGGGAGCGGCCUCGGCCUCCCCAGGGCCCCCUCGGCGGGACCACGGAGGCGGAAAACGCAAACUCGGCGGGAGAGCGGCAGCUCGCGGUCCGCUCCGGUUGCGCGCGGCGGGCCUCCCUCUAGCGGCCGCGCCCGGGAAUCGCGCGGGGGGCGGGGGGCCGUGCGCGCCUGUGUGCGCGCCCGUGAGCGCGAGCGUGUGUGCGUGCCCGGGAGCGAGCGGGACGGGGUCCCCGGGAGCGCUCCUCCUGCCGGCGGCCGCCGUGCGCUCGCGGGGUCCGAGCCGAGCUGCUGCGGCGCGUCACCCCCAGGCGCUGCCAACUUCGCCAACUGGCCUCAGCGCCCGCGUGCAGUCCGUGUUGCGUCGACCCCUACGCCGUGCGCUCCCGCCGCGGGGCUCGGUCUUCCCAACGUCGCCCUCCCUCCGGCUGCUUCUGGGGCGCGGGAGGGGCUGGUCACGGAGCCGGGAAGUGUCCCCAGCCCGGCUGUCCCCAGGGUCCUCUCCACGGUCUGCGGGCCGGCCGCGCGUCCGGUGACCUCAGGCGUCGCCGCGGUGCCGGGACGGGCGAGCAUCGCCGGGCUCCAGGCUCAUUCCCGACGCAGAGUCAGGGCGCGGGCAGGGGAGGACGGGGGCACCCCCGGGUGGGGACGCCGCCCGCGCAGCCUGAGCAACGGGGAAGGCACCCCGACUCCGGGGGGACCGGCGCCCUCCGCAAGGUGGACGGAGAAGGCGCCCCAGGCCGAGCGGACCCCGCGCGCGCCCGCUGAGCCGCGCGCCCAGUGCCCGCGGCGGCCUCCGCGCACCGCCUCCCGGGAGCGAGACCAGCGCGGCCUGCGCGGGAGGACAGGGCUGGGGCCGUGGGCAGGCGCACCGAGCUCCUCCCGCGGGCGAGAGAGGGCGCCAGGCGAGCGGGGCUCCGGGGAGGGCGCGCCCGAGGGCACCGGGGACGGAGGCCACCGGGUCAGGGGGGGCCCCGGGGAGGGCGCACCCGGCCAGCGGGGUCCCCGGGCAGGGCGCGCUCGGUCAGCGGGGGCUCCGGGGAGGGCGCGCCCGAGAGCACCGGGGAGGGAGGCCACCUGGUCAGCGGGGUCCCUGGGGAGGGCGCAUCCGGUCAGCGGGGUCUCCGGGGAGGGCGCGCCCGAGAGCACCGGGGAGGGAGGCCACCUGGUCAGCGGGGUCCCCGGGGAGGGCGCAUCCGGUCAGCGGGGUCUCCGGGGAGGGCGCACCCCGAGAGCACCGGGGAGGGAGGCCACCCGGUCAGCGGGGGCCCCGGGGAGGGCGCAUCCGGUCAGCGGGGUCUCCGGGGAGGGCGCACCCCGAGAGCACCGGGGAGAGAGGCCACCCGGUCAGCGGGGUCCCUGGGGAGGGCGCAUCCGGUCAGCGGGGUCUCCGGGGAGGGCGCACCCCGAGAGCACCGGGGAGGGAGGCCACCCGGUCAGCGGGGGCCCCGGGGAGGGCGCACCCGGCCAGCGGGGUCCCCGGGGAGGGCGCGCUCGGUCAGCUGGGGCCCUGGGGAGGGCGCGCCCGAGAGCCCCGGGAGGGAAGCCACACACGAUCAGCGGGGUCCCCGGAGAGGGCGCACCCCGAGAGCACCGGGGACGGAGACCACCCUGGGUCAGCGGGGUCCCCGGAGAGAGCACCAGGGACGGAGGCCACCCCGGGUCAGCGGGGUCCCCGGGGAGGGUGCACCCGGUCAGCGGGGUGCCCGGGGAGGGCGCAUCACGGGAGGGCACCCCCACUGUCGGGGAUAAGCCGGGGAACUGUGGCCAGGGCGCCCCCCACCCCGCAGGCCCCAGCGGCUGGCUCAGAGGAGGAGCACCUGGUGAACCCCGAGCUGGCACACCCUGGUGUGCGGUGCGUCCUCCUGUAUUCCCCUCCAGGGUGGCCCCUGGGGGUCCCUGUGAGCUUCUGCGCUCCUGCUAG
Canis lupus familiaris (dog) is the source of this 2172-nucleotide messenger RNA. Its product is annotated as collagen alpha-1(I) chain-like. The coding region runs from base 1 to 2172 and encodes 723 amino acids. The transcript is spliced from 2 exons. The record is from RefSeq and is a predicted model, not a curated record. Lineage: Eukaryota; Metazoa; Chordata; Mammalia; Carnivora; Canidae.